AUGGAAACUAAAUUUAAAGAAAAACCUGACAAAUAAUAAUCAAAGUAAAAAUCUAAAAGUAGCAAUUCAAUUCAAGAUAAUAAAAACUUCACUUUACAAAAAGUGUUCAAGAACUUCUUGCUACUUGACUCAGGCAAUCGUUAGAUAUAUGUGUUCAAGAGAUUUGCAUUUGAAUGCCCGAUUAGAGAUAUCUCUGAUGAGUUUUAUCGCGUUCUUGUGAAAUACCAGACUUUGCCUUUGAGUCAGGUAACAAACAAAGAGGAUGAUAUAAGCUCUUUUUACAAUCUGGAUUAGGUGCCACAGAUAUUUGAGACACCGCUGGAGCUGACGUCAGCUAGCGGUCAGUCUACUGUCUCUGAGGAGGAAGAAUUUCAGGUAAAACGCGGGGAAUCUAUGUUCAAUGCUAAAGAUGAUGGAGAUAGAGAUCCAUCAUGUAAUAGCUACGACAAUGACUCUGAAAUUGAUUUACAGCAAUUACUAAUUGAUAUCUUUAUCACAAACGGAAGGCUACUACAUCACGAGCGAAUUCUAUGCUUUUUCCCUGAGUAUCUUCAGUUGUAAUUCAAAAUUUAAAAUGAUAUUAUGAACUCUCUGAAUAUUUUGCCAGUAACCCACAGGUACUAUCUGUCAAUUAUGGCAGUAAGUUGCUACAAUUGUGAGUACUUGCUAAAGAUACAAGAGGAGCAGUUUAUUUUAAAUGGAGGAGACAUUAAAUGGCUUUAAAAAGGACUCAAAGCAGUUGAUCCAAAGCUAGUUCACAUUGCUCCGCUUAAUGAAAUGCUUGCUCAUAAACCCUGGGCUGUAGAUUCUUACUAGUUGGAGUUUUUGCUAAAUAUCCAAAAGCCCAAUGAAAAAUGGAAUUUUGUUUAAAUUGUUCAUGCAACCUUAAUUCUUGUUCAUUACCACAGUCUCUGUGGAGUUAUAUUUGGACAAGGUUUGAAAGAAGAAGUAAGAUCAUCAAAUUCUUAACUAGUAUUAAUUCAGAUUGAUCUUCCCUUGAACUUUGAUUUGACUUCGAAGAGAUCGAAUAUUACGCCUGACAAAUAGUCAAAAUUAAUAUCAGGAAAAUCUUCUGACUAAUAAUAAGAAAUUGCUGAGAAAGAUAUUCAUCCUAAGAAAGUACACUUUCAGAUAUCAGAGGAAAAGAUGCCUAUUCACUAGACUAUUAUCUUUGAAUCUACGAGUGAAGACUAUACGACUGAUUCUAAUUUCAUUGAAGAUAGUUCUGAGGAAACUUAAUAAAUAAAACUUAUAGAAACAGAGACUGAUAUAUUUUCUAAACAUAGAGAGAAUAAAAUCAUAUCCUACACCGACUUCAAAAUGAACAAUGAUAAGUUCCUAUUCUCAUCUUACUUCUCAUGGGACUUGAAUGCGAUAGAGAUUCUAUCUCAAUGGGCUCCGGACAUCACAGAGAACUUAGACUCAAUAUUCAGACUCAUAUUACAGUCUGAAUACAAAUUUAGUCAUGAUGAAACAAAUAGAGUGGAUAGCCAGUAUAUGAUAGACUGCAUAAGUAUGUAUGUCAAAAGAAUAUUCGGAGUAGAUGAAAGUGAAAGCUUUGAUUACCAAAUGGUCAAUAAAGUCUUUCCAGUUGCUUUUAAGAUUUUUGUCAAGAAGGUAGCAUGCUAUCCUUAACUAAUUAACAAAGAAAUCUAUAACCAAGCAAAUUCUAUAAAUCUUAUAAGAUUUAAAGAAGAUAGUGAUUCAAGAUGCCACACUCCUUUGGCAAGUACUAAUUCAAGCACAGACAAAUCAAAGGGGAAUUCAACAGAGUCCCUUAAUUUAUCUGUAAAAGACAAGCUCUACCUAAAUCUGGUAGCUAUUGAGUCGAAGAGACAAAUAAGCUUGUUAUAUAUUAGUAAAGCCAUCAGUGAUCAUCUUAAGAACUGA
This is a messenger RNA of Stylonychia lemnae, 1890 nucleotides long. The record is from the annotation of a GenBank genome assembly. Lineage: Eukaryota; Ciliophora; Spirotrichea; Sporadotrichida; Oxytrichidae.